Chironomus riparius is the source of this 571-nucleotide messenger RNA. Lineage: Eukaryota; Metazoa; Arthropoda; Insecta; Diptera; Chironomidae. The record is from the annotation of a GenBank genome assembly.
CAAAAGAUUAUUUUAAUUAAUUUAUUCAAUGCGCUUCCUAGACAGUGUCAAUCAUAGACUUUUCAUGACAUUGAACGAAAAACUUAUUUGACGAAGCGGGUAUCAUCACUAGCUAGUCAAUAUUUUUUGUAAAUAACACAAAUAUAUUAAAAUCGAUUUUCUAUAGCUGCCAACAAGAUACUAUAAUUAAAUUACACUAUGUUUAAAAGUAAGAGCUCUGAACCGAAUGUGGAAAUUAGCAUUCAAGCCAUUCAGGAAGAUAUGAUGACGUUUGCACAUCCAAAUUUGUGUAAUUCAAUUGGCAAUAAGCAACGACUAGUUGAGGAUAUAAAGAAUAACAUGGCAACGAAUGAAAUUGACACUAAUUUAUGGUUUAGCUUCUUUAAUGUAUUUAAGUCACAAAACAAUGAAUUAGAAAGUACUCUUACAAGUCUGCAGAAUCAUCAAGAGGAACUAGAAUUUAAGAGAUCUGAAAUAGAAUGUGAUCAAUUGAUUCUGAAAAAAGAUAUCGAAAGCUGUUUAAAUAAUGUCCGAAAAGCUAAAUCUCCUGAAUAAAACAUUUUUUAUUGUU